This is a messenger RNA of Aegilops tauschii subsp. strangulata, 1452 nucleotides long. Its product is annotated as pentatricopeptide repeat-containing protein At3g61360. Gene Ontology annotation, biological process: mitochondrion organization; RNA processing. Gene Ontology annotation, molecular function: protein binding; mRNA binding. NCBI's taxonomy places the organism in Eukaryota, Viridiplantae, Streptophyta, Magnoliopsida, Poales, Poaceae. Gene Ontology annotation, cellular component: mitochondrion. The record is from RefSeq and is a predicted model, not a curated record.
AUGCCCAACCUGCUGCCGCCGCCGCGCGCCGCCCAGCGGCUCCUCGCCCCGACCGUCCCGCACCUCGCCCGCCUCCUCCUCACGCACGCGCCGGCGAUCCCGCCGCUCCUCACCGCCAUCCUGCCCUCCUCGCCUUCCCUCCUCACGCCGCUCCUCUCCCACCUCCUGCUCUCCCACUCCCCGCCCCUCCCGGCGCUCUCCCUGUUCCGCCGCUUGCUCGAGCUCCCCCACUUCCCAGUCCCGGAGAGCUCCCUCCCCGUCCUCCUCCGCCUGCUCGCGCGCUCCCGCCGCUACGCGCACCACUCCUUCCAGCUGCUCGAGUCGCUCCCGUCCACCCACCCCCACCUCCUCUCCGUGCCCGCCCUCUCCGUCGUCCUCUCCACCGCGCUCUGCGCCUCCGCCCCCGGCGCGUCCUUCGCGGCCGCCGUCAGCCGCUUCGAGUCCGCCGCUGCCGUCUGGGCGCGCGCGGGGCGCUCGUUCGGCGCCGCCGAGCUGAACGCGCUGCUCCGCGUCUUCUGCGCCCGCGGACGCGUCGCCGAGGCGCGCGCGCUGUUCCACCGGUACUGCGACGCGUACCCGCCCGACACCCGCACCUUCAACACGCUGCUGCUCGGGUUCAAGGAGGCCGGCCACGCGCAGGCGCUCGACCUCUUCUACCAUGACGCCGUGCUGCGCGGCUUCGUCCCGGACGCCGUGUCCUACUGCGUGAGGAUGGACGCCUACUGCAAGAAAGGCAGGUUUCUGGAUGCCCUCCAGCUGCUCGACGAAAUGCGCAAGAGGGAGAACUGCAAGCCGACGCUGCAGGUUUUCACCACGCUGAUAUACGGGGCCGGGAUCGUGAGGGACGCGGCCCGUGCACGCCUCCUGUUCGACGAAAUGGAGCAGUGCGGCGUGACUCCGGACCGUGGAGCUCACAAUGCGCUCAUGGGGGCCUAUGUGAGGGCAAGGGAUUUGCAGUCCGGGAUGGCGCUCAUGAGCGAGAUGGAGCAGAAAGGUUUUGGUCUGGACGAUGUCACCUACAACACGAUGCUGUGUGGGUUCCAGAGGGCUGGUGAUUUGGAGGGGAUCUGGAAGAUAUACAGCAAGAUGAUUGGCUCAGGGUUCAUGCCAAGAACCAGGACGACAAUGCUGCUCAUGAAGGUCUUUUGCGAGAAUGGGCGACCGGAUCUUGGCCUGGAGUUGUGGGAUUAUCUGAUCGGGAAAGGAUGUGUACCACAUAGGCAUGCGUUGGAUGUUCUGGUUACUGGUUUAUGCUGCAGAGAUGUGGUUGGUGAAGCAUAUAGGUGCUUCCGGGAGCUGGUUGAGAUGGGAAUGGCACCUACGGAGCGUGCAUUCAGGGUUUUGGAAGGGUUCUUGAAGAAGAAGCGGGAGUUUGGGAAGAUUGACGAGAUUAGGCAAAUGAUGAAGGCAACCCAGUUGGAGGAGCAUCAAGCUGAAGAAGAAGCUGCGUGA